ACGACUGUUAACAGAGUUUUCCUUCUCAUUGUCAUCACUUUACCUGUCUCAAAGGUUUAUUUAAAAUGUAUUCAAGUUUAUGGAAAUAAUUGUUUCUUUCUACUGCCACAAGUCCUAAGAGGAAAUAAUGUUUGUGGACAACGUAGUUAGGUCGCCCUCCUUAGCCGGUGGAGAGCUUUACCGCUGGAAGAGGCGGACGCCGAGCACUUUUGGCAAAACGAAGCCUCAUUUAACAAAUGAUGAUGUUGAGAACUGGAUACAGAAGGUGGAGCGGGCUUCUGAAUUUGCUGUGUCUGAAGUAUUUUCAGUCAAAAAGCCCUCUACCUCUGCAAAGUUACGAAGUCAUCAAAUGGCUCUGGAGAGCACCGAGCAGCUGCAUGAUCAUGAUGAUGCUUAUUUUGAAGCACGAGAUCUGCUGGAUAACUGGAUGACCUCUAAACUUAGGCUGGAUCUUGAAGUUGAUGAUGAGAAUUUGGCCAUAAGCUCUAAAGAUCACAGUUUAGAGACCGAAAGCCAGCUUCUCACAGAGAAAGCUUCCCAAUUCCAACAGUACAAUAAAUUUGAUGAUCUGUACAGCCACUUAGAGCAUGAGGCAGAGACUGCUACAGUACACAGUUUCUUACAGGAGUUAAUGGCAAAGGAAGUGGCAACUUCUGGUAUCUUGGAUGACCAUCGAAUGGAUAAGGAAGAAAAGCCAAAGAAAGAUCCCCGCUUGAUAAUGGAACUGAGGCAUCAGCAGGUGAAGGAAAGUCGACAAAGACGACAGGCUGAGCUUGAGCAGCAACGUCGAGAGAAACUCAUGAAAAAAGAAGCACAUGCUGAGGCUCAGCGUUUGUUGCAGGAGGAAGAGCGCCUAAAGCAGCUGGCAGCACGCAAACAGGAGGAAGACAUCCAGAGAGAAGUGGUACGGCUUCGUAAAGAGAUGGCUGAACAGAGGAGGAUUAUGGAGAAGGCCAAACAGCAAGAACGAGAAAGAAGUCGCAUGGAAAAGACUGCCAUGGAAAAAGUUGCCCAGGAAAGGACUACUCUGGUUUCUCAGGCCUUGUCCAAUGAUAGUGUCCGAUACCUUCAAGUGACUGCUGCAAAACAGCGAGAGGUGGAAAUGAAAAUUGAAGUUCGAAAUCUGAGGUGUUUGCAGAGGCAUUUUUCUGCAUGGUAUAAGCUCGUUCUACAACAGCGAAUGAAGAUGGGAAAAGCAGGAGCACUAUGUGACUGGAGAAGACAGCUACGUACAUUUCGGGCUUGGAGGGCAUACGUAUGGACUAGGAAAGUAGAAAAGGAAUCCCAGCAGACUGAAGUUCAGCUGCGUGAUGAUAAUAGAAAGCUGCAGAUGGCUGUGGAAAAUGAUCGUCAACGCAUCCUGAGACAAUACCUAAAUGACUGGCAGAUCUGGUGCAAAGCUGAGCAGGAAAAAAGAGAAAUGCUGAAGAGGAAAGAAGAAACUAAAAUGAAAAUGGCAGCUUUUCUUGAAGCUGCAUCUUCAAGAAAGUUUUAUGUGGAAACUGCUACUGAUGAAAUCGAGCAACUAACACUUCCAGCUAAUGAACAGCAGCCCCCAAAUAUAACAAAAGAGGAGCCUCUGCCGGUUCCUGCAAGACCUUUGUUACACAACAGACAUGGCACCUUUCCAAACAAGCCUCAACAAGCGUGGCAGGUCACCAAACGGCAUGCAGGCCUUACUGUGGCUGAUCUGCGUCAGACUGAGGCACAGCAAACGGCAGAAACAACAGUUCGCAGUGGGAUAAAACGGGUGGAGUUACAUGGCAGCAACUUUGAGAACAGACAUGCCUUUCAAAGACAAAUGAUCGAAGAGCAGAAGCGACAACUCCAUGAACAGAAAGAGAUGAUCUUGGAGCUGCAGGAAAACCAACGUUUGAUUAUGCUUAGGCAGGAGGCAGAGCGGGCCACUGCUGUGACAAAUGCUCUAGUGACGCCAAGGAUGGCAAAAAUCCCUGCCAGCAAACCUGUUCCUCACAGCAAUAUCCAGAAUAGCAAUGAAAAAAUCUUGAAUGAAACCAGCUCUCCUGCUUCAAACCAUGGGCUCCUCACAGAAGCUAAGAGUGGUUCACCACAAUUGAAAGUGGCAACCCAGUAUAUGGCACCAACUCAUCCUGUGGUUAAAGCUAUGGAAGAAAGAGCAAAACAGCGUGCCAUAAGAAAAAGAGAAAUAGAGGAGCUGAAGAGAAGAAAGGAAGAUGAAAAGUUGGCCCAGUUGCAGGCAGCAGAGGAAGAAAGACGGCAGAAGGAGGAAACAGAAAAGGAAGCCCAGUUAGAAAAGAGACGUGAAGAAAAAAGACUGAAGAAACAGAAAGAACAGGAAAAACAAAAGAGGCUGGAGAUGCAGCAAGUACUGCAAGAGAAAGCAGAAGAGCAUUAUCACCACUGUCUUCUAAAAAACAAAGGUUUGAAGCCAUGGAAAAGACUCCUGGAACUCUCUGAGGAAAAUGAAGAGGUAGCAAAGAAUCACUACACUUCAGUAGUCCUUCAAAAAUAUUUUCAGUACUGGAAGCAGGUAGUGAACAACAUAAUAGCUGAGAAGGUUGCUCGAGCAAAUGAUUUUUAUGAGCAUCUCCUGCUGCAGAGAAGUCUUACUAAUUGGAAAAGGUAUAAGACAUACUUGUGGAUACUGGAAGAGAAAGCAACCAGAUACUGCAAUCGAUCUUUAAAAAAGAAAACAUUGAAAAUUUGGGUUGAGUUCACGAAGGACGAGUCAACUGCCAUGUGGCAAAAGCAACAAGCUGCAGAAAAAUAUUGUCAAAGGAGACAAAUACUUACUCCCUUCAGAGCCUGGCGAAGGUUUCCUAAAUUUUUAAAAGAAGAAAGACAAAAGGAAGAAAGAAUAGAAAAACUUCGUAAGAAGGUGGCAGAGAUUCUUCCGGAUUUUGGCUCGUGAAAGGUCUGUGUCCAGCAAGCCUUACAAUAUGAGCCAGAACGGGUUUCUUUUCAUGAACUUAUUAAUGAACUCUGUCUGACAUGGUAACUGAACAUUUGCCUUAACUGUAGGCAGCUAGAGAUUAAAGUUUUGGACUUAAACCCAGAGAUGGUGAAUUCAAAUCCUACAACUGUUACUGUGUGACCAUGAGCAUGUUAUUUCACCUGCAACAAGAAAAGAAAUGUAAAAAAAUAAACAUAUCUCAAAUGGUGCAAGUUGCCUUGGAUAAAGACAUCAGCAAAACAAGAAAUAAUAGUAACUGGCUCACACAUAUCACAGAAUUGUUGUCCUGCCAUUCUUCUGAUUGAUCCAAGAUGUUCUUUAAUAGAAACCAAGGAAAACAUUCCUGCAUUCUGUUCAGUUUCAGUCUACAGUAGUGCUUUCUUCUUAAAUGACACUAAAUUAAUCAAAUUCUAGUUUUUUUUUUCUUUUGUUUUAAACUCAGUAAUUUAUAUGUUGUGUUUUUACCAUAGAAAAGCACUUAUCCCGCUGGGCAGACAUGAUUCUUAAAAAACCUGGGAACAACUUGUUAAAAAGUCUGUAGUGAACAGCAGUGAAGUCGGCUAAUGCAAAAACACCAUACACAGGUCUUCUUCCUAGAACAUCCGCCUGCAGUCUCUCCAGUCUGUGUACUUAGAACCGCUGGGGUUUCAGGAAGAAAGCAAAAUAAACUGAACAAACCACUUGAUGCUAAAAGAAAAUAAAAAACUAAGUUUCAGGAGCCCAGUAGCACAAAGUACCUGAAGCUUCAUGGUUAAUUUGUAUAUUGUAAUGAGCGUGGAGGCAGACAGACACACACACACGUAGACCACCGUGGCUACCUGGUUCCAUGUUUGAAAUGUGCUUCUGUCUACUAUGAUCUCUUUCUGUCAUUUUGACUACUGCAUCAUUACAUGGCAUAACAACAGCAAGUGGAGUGUAGAUAAGCAUUGUGGUCUAUGGAUAUACUAUGUGUUGAAACGCUGUGGCUAUAUUCUGGCAGGGCAUGGCAUGUUUGCAUUUGCACUCUAACAGUAACGUUAACUUCCUUUAGUUACAGAUGUGCAGUCAGAAGGUGGAUGUUGAGCUGUAGUGUUCAUGGUUCAGCUCGUAUUGUUAGGCACAUCUACUGAUUCGGGUGUUUUGAGUGCUGAAAUCUGCAUCUGCUGUGGCUCUUCAUUAUCAACUCCUUUUGAAGGGGUGUGAUACAUUGUUUACUGCAAAUGCAUAUUUUGCAACUCAUUCUCACAAACAUUGCUGUCAGUUUAUAACUUACAUAGUCUUGGAGUCAAUCGUCAAAACUAAACAACAGAGUGUUGCUCACAGCCCCUGCAACAACAUAUUCACUUUUACUACUAGUCCAUUUAUGUCUUCAAAUGCCAGUGUGUAAUCUAAUUUUACA
Molecule: messenger RNA, 4313 nt
Organism: Polypterus senegalus (gray bichir)
Lineage: Eukaryota; Metazoa; Chordata; Cladistia; Polypteriformes; Polypteridae
Gene: ccdc191
Product: coiled-coil domain containing 191
Exons: 17
Coding region: 128-2893 (921 amino acids)
Molecular function (GO): phosphatase binding
Source: RefSeq, a predicted model, not a curated record